GCGGGAGAUGCUCCAGAGCGGCUUCGGCGGCGGCCAUUUUCUCGCCGCGGCCAGACCGAUGCCUGUGUGAGGAGAAGGAGGAGGGGAGAGGCGAGGCUGCGGGGCGGGGAAGGAGGAGAAGGAGGAGGCCCCUUCCCGGGUGACAGGACAGCACAGGCCCGGCCCUUCCGGAGGGCGGACCGAAGUCGCUGGGCGGCUGUGGUGGGCCUGGCUCUCCUUCCUUCCUCCUCUCUCUCUGUCUCUCGCUGGCCUUCUUCUUUUCCGCCGCCACGGCCACCAUGUCUGGGCAGAGCCUGACCGACCGCAUCACGGCGGCGCAGCACAGCGUGACCGGCUCGGCCGUCUCCAAGACCGUCUGCAAGGCCACCACGCACGAGGUCAUGGGCCCCAAGAAGAAGCACCUCGACUAUUUAAUACAGUGCACAAAUGAGAUGAACGUAAAUAUCCCACAGUUGGCGGACAGCUUGUUUGAAAGGACGAUGAAUAGCAGCUGGGUAGUGGUAUUUAAGUCGCUCAUCACAACUCACCAUCUAAUGGUGUAUGGAAAUGAGCGUUUCAUCCAAUAUCUGGCUUCCAGAAACACAUUAUUUAACUUGAGCAAUUUCUUGGACAAAAGCGGAUUGCAAGGAUAUGAUAUGUCCACAUUUAUCAGGCGGUAUAGCAGGUAUCUGAACGAAAAAGCAGUUUCCUACAGACAAGUAGCUUUUGACUUCACAAAAGUAAAAAGAGGGGCUGAUGGGGUCAUGAGGACAAUGAAUACAGAGAAACUCUUAAAAACUGUACCAAUUAUACAAAAUCAAAUGGAUGCACUUCUUGAUUUCAAUGUCAACAGCAAUGAGCUUACAAAUGGUGUAAUUAAUGCUGCCUUCAUGCUUCUCUUCAAAGAUGCCAUUAGACUCUUUGCAGCAUAUAAUGAAGGGAUUAUUAAUCUGUUGGAAAAGUACUUCGACAUGAAAAAAAACCAAUGCAAAGAAGGCCUUGACAUAUAUAAGAAGUUUCUGACCAGAAUGACAAGGAUUUCUGAGUUUCUCAAAGUUGCAGAGCAAGUGGGAAUAGACAGAGGAGACAUACCCGAUCUUUCUCAGGCACCGAGCAGCCUUCUUGAUGCAUUGGAACAGCACUUAGGCUCUUUGGAAGGAAAGAAAAUCAAAGACUCCACUGCUGCAAGCAGGGCUACCACUCUCUCCAAUGCUGUCUCCUCCCUGGCAAGCACCGGCCUGUCGCUCACCAAAGUAGACGAAAGGGAAAAACAAGCUGCACUAGAGGAAGAGCAAGCACGUUUAAAAGCUUUAAAGCGUCUAAAAGAACUUGCAAAGAAACCUCAUACCUCCUUAACUACAGCCUCCUCCCCAGUGUCUAAUACAGCAGGGAGUAUAAUGACGACACCAGCCAUUGACAUCUUCUCCACACCUAGUUCUUCAAACAGCACAUCAAAGCUGCCAAAUGACCUGCUUGAUUUGCAGCCAGGCUUUCAUCCCUCUGUGCAUCCCAUAUCUUCUGCACCACAAGUAGGAGGGACCUGGGGAGAUCCAUUUACUUCUUCUGCUGAUGGGGUCGAUGAUGCCAUUCCAAGCCUAAAUCCUUUCCUCACAAAAUCUAGCGAUCACCUCUCUGUCUCCUCUGAUGUACUACCUACUUUCACUUCUAGGACACCAACUCAUGAAAUCUUUGUUGAUCACUUCAAUCCAUUUACUGAUACAAACCCCUUUGUGACAACCAAAUAUGCAUCCACUGUUCAGCUCUGUCACUUUACUUCAGAUUCUUUUUGUGGUCCACAAGCUUACCCUAAUGCUUCCCAUUUCCGCAGUGAGCCCUCAACUGUAGCUGGUCUAUUUGGAGGGUUCUCUCCAUCUCCUGUUGCUCCAUCGCAGCCCUCUGCAAGCCUUAACGUUGACUUUGAGUCUGUGUUUGGAAACAAAACUUCAAAUGUACCAGUGGAUUCUAGUGGAUUUGAUGAAUUGGGUGGACUCCUAAAACCAACAGUGACUUCUCAAAAUCAGAGUCUUCCAAUUUCCAAAACACCACCAAACAAGUUAGUCUUGGAUGAUCUGGAUUCAUCUUUAGCCAAUCUUGUGGGCAAUUUGGGCAUUGGAAAUGGAACAACUAAGAAUGAUGUGAAUUGGACACAGCCAGGAGAAAAGAAACUAACAGGAGGCACCAACUGGCAACCCAAAGUUGCGCCCACGACAGCAUGGAAUGCCCCAACAAUGAAUGGCAUGCAUUUUCCACAAUACGCACCACCUGUCAUGGCUUAUCCUGCUACAACACCAACAGGAAUGAUGGGAUAUGGGAUGCCAUCUCAAAUGGGAGGAGUACCAGUACUCACACAACCAACCUUAAUAUACAGCCAACCUGUCAUGAGACCUCCAAAUCCUUUUGGCCCUGUAUCGGGAGCCCAGCUGUYUGCAGCUUCCAGCCCAUCCACUCAGAGUCCUCACAGAGCUUCAGGGAAGGAUCCUUUUGCAGAGCUCUCCCACCAGGAUUUCUUAUACAGUUCAUGUGAUCAUGCCAGAUGGAGCGGAGAGGAAUGGGAACAGUUCCAGGGAGACAUGUGCUCAAAGAUAAACCCUUCUUUCCAGCCAGAUCAGAACUGAUGGUGUCUCAGACUCUCCUUCACCAAAAUCAUCCAGUAAAAUCACCCAGGGCCCACAACAACAACAACAAGAACAGUGGGAGUGGCACUAUAGGGAAGCCUCGGCAUCCUCCCUGCACUCGGUAUAAAGCCAAGAAUUGCCAUAAUUGUGGUGUGGGAAUUUUUUUCUCUACCCCCCUCCCCAUUACUUAACAUGUCCGUAACGUUCAUCAUCUGUUCCAUAACAUCAAUUGAUAAUAGACAAAAAAGAAGCCUCUUGUUCUCCUAUGAAGGGUAAAACGUGUACCUGGAACUGCCAUGUGGAACAAAGAGCUGGGCAACCUUUUACCAUUAACGCCAAUGACUUUUUCUCUAGGGGAUCAAAUCCUAAUUCUCUAAUUCUACAAUUUUCCUCUCUUCUAUCUUCACAAACGUUAGACUCAAUAAUGAAAAAAAAGUUUAACUUUAAAAGAAAAAGAAUUAUAUAUUCCGUUUGCAUAGACAUUCCUUUAUGUAUUAUUGUUUGUAUUUAUUUAUGAUUAUCAGUUCAAGUAACAUUGUAUCGCAAAGUCUCCUAUGUGGGGAAAUGAGUGUGGAUGUAUACAGUAUGUCUCCCUUUUGGAGUUCUUUUUCCCCCCCUUUUCCCGUUUUUAUCCACAAGGACGAUGCUGGUUGAGACUUGCAUCGUCAUUCAGUACGCACCAAACCACACAGAGCACUGAGUAUGUUCAAAGGUCUGAAAAAACACCCGUUGUCAAAUUUCCACAGGAAUGAGAGGUGUCGGUGUAUUGAGUGGUCAGUUCCGUUAAGGACUGUGGCAAGGAGGUUUGGGGAGGAGGGGGGGCAGCUGACCGAUUGGGAGGAGCACAGUAUUUCUGACCAGGCGUCGGUGCUUCUGGAAUGAACUUUCCUUGCUUUGUGCUUGGCAUGUCAUUUAUCUUACACUUGACGUACGGCCUUUCCAAAAUGAAUGUGAGGAAUUGCUUUCACUUUCAAAGACUUUCCUUCUUCUCUGUACAAAAACAAUCCACACGGGACACAUGCAACUUCUGAGGUAUUAUGUGACAAGAAAAACCGCCUUGACCUCCCUCCCUCUUCAUUUGGCUAGUGCCAUCUCCGUGAUCAUGUACCAUGACAUAGAAUGAAAUCUCAGAAGGGAAGUAGCAUCUUUAUUAAGGGCGUAAUCCACCCUGGAGUUCUCCAGCAGAAGCAUCGCUCUCGGGAGGGCUUGUGCUAGAGAACGUCCGGGUGCGGUGCCCUCCUCUCGGUGUGUAGGAGUCCUUUUAUUUUUCUGCAUAAUUUGAAGCGGCACUGUUGAUCGGUGCUUGUGUAAAUACAUCAUACCAGUUCGGGUGGCAUCUGGGGCCUUAAGAAGGAUAGUCAGAGGUAUGAAAGCAAUUCUGUACAUGAAUUAAGCAUACUUGCUGCAUUGUCUCCGCAGAUUCUAUUUUUGUUUAAAAUCUUAAAAUGUACGUUAGCAAAAAAAAAAAAAGGUGGAUUUUCAAAUAAAAUGCAGCUUCCACAGAA
Anolis sagrei ordinatus is the source of this 4099-nucleotide messenger RNA. It is a transcript of the gene PICALM, whose product is annotated as phosphatidylinositol binding clathrin assembly protein. Gene Ontology annotation, biological process: clathrin-dependent endocytosis; synaptic vesicle budding from presynaptic endocytic zone membrane; clathrin coat assembly. The record is from RefSeq and is a predicted model, not a curated record. Lineage: Eukaryota; Metazoa; Chordata; Lepidosauria; Squamata; Anolidae. Gene Ontology annotation, molecular function: 1-phosphatidylinositol binding; phosphatidylinositol-4,5-bisphosphate binding; clathrin heavy chain binding. Gene Ontology annotation, cellular component: extrinsic component of presynaptic endocytic zone membrane; clathrin-coated pit; clathrin-coated vesicle.